Scatophagus argus is the source of this 1902-nucleotide messenger RNA. It is a transcript of the gene tigarb, whose product is annotated as TP53 induced glycolysis regulatory phosphatase b. Bases 159 to 974 code for a protein of 271 amino acids. The record is from RefSeq and is a predicted model, not a curated record. Gene Ontology annotation, cellular component: cytosol. The transcript is spliced from 6 exons. NCBI's taxonomy places the organism in Eukaryota, Metazoa, Chordata, Actinopteri, Scatophagidae. Gene Ontology annotation, biological process: fructose 1,6-bisphosphate metabolic process; positive regulation of DNA repair; negative regulation of programmed cell death. Gene Ontology annotation, molecular function: fructose-2,6-bisphosphate 2-phosphatase activity.
UGUGAAUAUUACUGGUUAUGCAACACUAAGACGUUUCCUUUAAGCGGCUCUACAGUGCGUCUUGAUUUGCGUCGUGACGCAAUACAUGCGUACGUCACAAUUGCAGCUGAACCAGGAAGUAGCAGGAGAGACCCUCAUGAGUGAAGCCGCCGCUGAAAAUGUUUACAUUUAGUUUGACGCUCGUCCGACAUGGGGAGACACUGUACAACCGGGAAAAGCUGCUGCAAGGACAAGGCGUGGACACGCUGCUGUCUGAAGCAGGUCUGCAGCAGGGUGAAGCGGUUGGACGGUACCUCAGAGACAUCAGAUUCAACAGCGUGUUUGUCAGCAACCUACAACGAGCCAUACAGACAGCUGAAAUAAUUAUGAGGAACAACACUCACUGUGCUGGCAGAGAGAUGAUCCUGGAGCCCUUACUCAGAGAAAAAGGUUUUGGCAUUGCUGAAGGACGUCCCAGAGAGGAUUUGAAGAACAUGGCCAACGCUGCUGGACAGUCAUGUCGCGACUACACGCCUCCAGGAGGAGAGACUCAAGACCAGGUGAGGCUGCGAUUCAAAAAAUUCCUCAAAGUCCUUUUCAAACAAAUGUUGGAUGAACACGGCUGGUCAGGACCAGACGCUUCUGCAGGAGCAUCAGGAGCUGGAGACGCUGCGGACGGGACCGAAGCUGCUGCCUCUGAUGUCACCGUUGGCCCGUCGGCUGAUGAUGGUCUCCAAGGAGUGUCGCUUCACGCUCUGGCCGUGAGCCACGGCGCUUACAUCCGCGUAGCCAUCAGGCACCUCGUGGAGGACUUAAAUUGCUCUCUGCCUGCGGGGGUAAAGAUGUCCCAUCUGUUUUCGCCGUGUCCAAACACGGGCAUCAGUCGCUUCAUUCUGACUCUGCGCCGGUCUGAGUCUGGCCCCGUCCUGUCAGCUGCUCGCUGUGUCUUCACCAACAGGAAGGAUCACCUGGAAAACCUCACAGCUGCUGAAUAGUGUAGAGGGAGAGAAAACUGAUUUUGUGUGUUUAAGUACACAGUUUAUGACAGGCACAAUCUGGAACACUAAAGGGAAAUAAGAGGCAAAGAACUCAAAGUUACCACUGAUAACUGACUGUAACAAAGCACGUUGAAUGGUGUCCAUCAAAAUCUAAAUAACUGUGCAGUACAAUACUGUCAAACAUGUUAUCAUCAUCUGAACUGUAGGCCAGUUAGCACUCCUGUUGUACCACAUGUUUAAUUCUGUUAAUUUAUUUUCUGUUUUGUCGUUGUUAUACUGAAGUCAGAUGAGUUCAUGUACCACUGAACGCCGUCAGUAGAUGUGGCAUUUUGUAUAUCACAAAAUGCUGUGAAAUUACACUGGUAACAUCAGUCACUGUGUUUAUUGUUGGGUGCUACAGAUUCAAAGGUGUUUCAGGCUCUUCGGUGUUCAACAGAAGUGUGUUUUUUAAUGACCUCAACAUUUCAAACGCUAUGUAAUCUAUAUAUGUUACUAACGCUGGGGAAAACCCAAAAAAGAAGACUUCUCAUGGAACACAAAUGCACUUUUACUGUUCUGCUAACAACCCAUAUAAAUACACAACUAUAAAUUACGCCAUUCGUGAUGUCUUUGUAAUAUCCUCCAUUCGUUUAAAGUAGUUGUUAGCAAGAAACCGGCACAUGUUACUGUGCGGACUCGGACUUGCAUUUGCAUGACCCAAGAGGACUUCGGGUUGGGUUUUACUUCUUGCCAUGACUAUUCUGCAGUACUUUGCAAAGAGAUUUGAUGUUUUUGUCCUCACUCAUAAUACCAUGCAUGUGAUGAACUGCUAAGUGCUGCUUCAUGCUAAGUACACAAGUGGAGUAUUUUAGUAUUUAGUAUUCCUGGUUUUGCAGUUGUGCUCCUCAUUUGACUUGUGCAAUAUAACAUGGCAACUACACUGAUG